CUUAUAUCUUGUUAAAGUACUCUUUGUUUAUGAUGAUGUGGAGGAAAAUGUGUUACGUCGCACUAGUUUUAAUUUUGUACGUGUAUAAAAGCUCGCAACUAUCGUACGGCGAUAUCGACAAAAAACAUUACCUCGUAUCAGAGGCCCACAACUUGUCCAAAAUGAUCUUCAACCGAGGGAGAAAUAGUUAUAACGAGCUCAAGCAAAAGUCCUUAGAUACGAUCGACACAUUCUUAGACUUGGUGAAGAUUAUGAACGACAUAAUGGGACGUGAGUUGAGGGGCGCCAUUGUGAAGUUUUAUAAAAUAAAAUAUUUUCACGAUUUCACGAAUUAUAUGAUAUCGAUGGAGGAGAUAGUAAACAUUACGGAACAUUGUCUAAUAGAGCCUCUGGAAAAGCUGGCAGACCUCAGAGACCAGUUUCACGAUGUCAUCAAGAACUUUGAGGAUGUCCGCAACUUUGACUCGGUCAAUAAGUGCAAUGACCAGUUGCCCGAUGAGGUUGCUACAGCACAUUGUAUUCUUCACCAAGCUGUGUUAUUUAACGAGGUAAUGCAGCAGAGCCUGGGCACCAUAGUGACCGUGAAGACCCGACAACACGCCCAAGACAUGAACGAGUCCAUUUACAACGUACAAACUUGCCUCAACAACUUCGUGCCAAAGUUUUUCGACCAACUCCUGGUCGACGUUUACACAGACGAAUGCGAGUAUUUAAAGGUGGUGAACGCAUCAAUCACGGACUUGAUGAAAGAUAAAGCCAACGUGACUCACUUCCCGAGCAAGUGGAAGCCUUUAACGGAUCUGCUUAAAGCAAAACUUAAAUCCCCGAGCCACGUGUUGAACCAGCCAAUUUUUGCAACGAUAUUCGCCAUCGUCAAUAACACAAGUGACGAUGCAACGAGAAGAGUUUUACACUAGAGGGCGCCUGUAGUUU
This is a messenger RNA of Cydia amplana, 933 nucleotides long. RefSeq lists its product as uncharacterized. The coding region runs from base 30 to 917 and encodes 295 amino acids. The transcript has 6 exons. The record is from RefSeq and is a predicted model, not a curated record. NCBI's taxonomy places the organism in Eukaryota, Metazoa, Arthropoda, Insecta, Lepidoptera, Tortricidae.